This is a messenger RNA of Chara braunii, 814 nucleotides long. Lineage: Eukaryota; Viridiplantae; Streptophyta; Charophyceae; Charales; Characeae. The record is from the annotation of a GenBank genome assembly.
GGAGGCUCAGGCUUAUUGAGAUGGAGGUGCUUUCCUUUAUUUAUGGGAGAGUUGGCUGCAUUGUGGUGAGGGAUUGAGAUUAAAGUAUAAAGAGAUUGACAUUCGUCAGAGGGUUGUGCGGCCAGGGUAUAUUAAAACUGAUCGUCAUGGUGGGAGAUUCAUGAUAAGGUUGCGUGAUCCCGAAGUGGAGGAGGAGACCUUCUUGGGUUGGCUUCCAGAGUUGGUGAAUAGUUAUGAUAGGUUGGGGCAGGAUGUGAAGAGGGGUCACUUGUUUUGGUCGAUGCGUGGUGAUGGUCCAGUAAGUGGUGGCGGUUUUAACAAGCGCAUAGAGAAGUGGUUUGAGGAGGCGGGAGUUUAUGAAGGGGAAAGUGGUCACAACUUCCGGAUUGGGGGAGUUCAGGCAGGGAUAGAGGAGGGCUGGAGUCUGGAAGAAAUGAUGCAACAGGGAACAUGGAGUAUUGUGAGAACGUUUAUGAGGUAUGGAUACGGGAUGCGGCGUGGAUGGAAGAGGCGGAGUGAGGGGGUUUUAGCUGAUGAAGAAAAUUGUUGUGAGACCGAGGAUUACAAGGUUAGGGGUAGUGUGGUGAACUGUGGGGCUACAGAGGCAGGAGAAUGUGGAUUCAGGGAUGGUGAAGCGGUGGGUGAUGUUGAGUGAGAGAGUGCGAGGGUACCAGGUGGUGCGUUUGGAAGAAGGUAAUAUAAGUAGGUAGGAGGCUGAGUUGGCGAGUGUUUUGGAGAGGGUGUGGUGGAGGAGUGUUGUGGGUGGAAAAAUCCAGCGGUAGGGGAGGGAUGGUAACAAAUUUCAAUCCAAAGA